GGUGCAGUAGCACAAAUCUCAGCCGUAUAUUUGAUCCAAAACUCAUUAUUUUGACACGUAAUAGAUCCAUCUUGGCAAUCCGUGUGCUUUUCAAUUACUCUUUUUCAUUUCAGCUACCAAAUCAGAAUUUCAGUAAAACUCUCUCUCUUCUCUCUUUCUUUCCCGCUUCAACUGGGUUUCUCUUUCUCUCUCCCAUAACGCUCCACUCUCUCAAAAAAGUUGAUACUUUUGGGUUUGAUCUAGGGAGUGAAGUGAGAUUGAGAGACAGAGAAAGAGAUUUUGUUCAAAGAAGCCACCAUCGGAGGUGGUGGUGAGCGGUGGUUUUGAUGAGCCAUGGUGAGACCACCGACAGGCUCCUAAUGAUGAAAGCUUGAACCUUGAGCUAUUUGACCAAAGCUGACCAAAGCAUGAAUGUUCAUACACUGAAAGGUUUUCACAGAAAAAAUUUUGGCAGCAUAUAUUCCCAUUUGGAGGAUGACAUAGAAGCCAAGCCUACUCAACCUACCGUAAAGUUGGAUUUGUUCAUGAAUUUUUUUUUUUUUGGAGAAAUUGUUCAUGUAAUUUUAAAUAUAAAGAACAUGACUCAUAUGUAUUUCAUAUGUAUUUUGGUUGGGAUCAGAGUAGUUAUUGAUGCUUAGGAGUUAGGACACUCUUUCUAUCUUAAGCAAAUGCGAGCCCAGUCCAAUAAAAACCAAUGUGCCCAGUCCAAUAAAAACCACAACUUUACUUUGCAUCUCACUGUCUUUGCCGCUUUUGUUCCAAAGUUUGCCUUUUGAGUCUCUUCAAUUCACUUUACAUGCAAUUCUGUUUCUCGGUUUUCUUUAUUUUCAAUUGGUUAAAUCCAUUUUAAGCUCUGAUUCUCUUGUAUUUUCAAUGAAAGCUCAAAGCUUGGUUUCUAGGUUUUGCUCAAACCCAACAACCCCAUCAAUUCCAAACACCAAAAAAUCAUUCUUUCAGGCACCAACUCCUCCUUCUUCAGCAUAUUUUUCACAAUCCCGCAAAUGGGUAUCCUUUAAAAUCCAACAUUCGGCUCCACAAAGGGUGUGGUAUAAUAAGCAGAAUGGUGUAGAAGAAGUAAAGGAUGGUACUUCUCAUGGGAAUGAUUUGGAAAAUGGGGUCAGAAGGAAAAAGCUUGCGGUUUUCGUCUCAGGUGGAGGGUCGAACUUCAAGUCCAUUCAUGAAGCUUCUCUUGGAGGAUCAGUUCAUGGAGAUAUCGUUGUUUUGGUCACAAAUAAACGAGGCUGUGGAGGUUCAGUGUAUGCAAGAGACAAUGGCAUCCCAGUUGUUUUGUUCCCCAAAACAAAAGAUAAACCUGAUGGAUUAGCUCCAAAUGACCUUGUAGCUGAGCUUAGGAAAUUUGAGGUUGACUUUGUACUUCUAGCGGGAUAUCUAAAGCUUAUACCGGUAGAGUUGAUCCGAGCUUAUCCAAGAUCCAUACUAAACAUCCAUCCAUCACUCCUUCCAGCUUUUGGAGGCAAAGGCUAUUAUGGUAUGAAGGUCCAUAAGGCAGUCAUUGCUUCUGGAGCAAGAUUCUCAGGUCCUACUAUUCAUUUUGUGGAUGAGCACUAUGACACAGGGCGAAUCCUUGCUCAAAGUGUUGUCCCUGUGCUUGCUAAGGACACUGCAGAGGAGCUGGCAGCAAGAGUUCUUCAGGAGGAGCAUCGGCUUUAUGUUGAGGUGACAACAGCACUGUGUGAAGAGCGGAUAAUUUGGAGGGAAGAUGGUGUUCCUCUCAUCCAGAGCAAGGAAAACCCCAGUGAGUACAGGUAGCAGAACCAACAUCAGCAAUUUCUGUUUUUGGUAUGGUUCAGGUCUCCAAAAUAUGACUUUUGAGUUUUGCCCAAGUCUUCUACCCACCCAAAACUAGGCAGCACUCCUACCUAGCUAAUUAUGGGUGGAAAUGAAGGAAAAAGAAAAGAGAGAACAAGAGUGUAGAAGCCAUUUUUAACUAGCACAGUUUCUGUUCCAUUGUGUAAGGCUGAAUCGCCUUGCACUUGAUUUUUGUCAUGCGGUUAGGCUGUUUUUGUAUAAGUGUAACAGGCGGCUUUUAUUACAGGCAUCUGAGUUUAAAUUCGAAACUUAAUCAUUAAAGAUUUUCUGUUUCUCCUCUUUGAAGAUGAUUAUGAAAUUAUUAGGGUGUUCACAAUCUCA
Molecule: messenger RNA, 2151 nt
Organism: Quercus lobata
Lineage: Eukaryota; Viridiplantae; Streptophyta; Magnoliopsida; Fagales; Fagaceae
Product: phosphoribosylglycinamide formyltransferase, chloroplastic-like
Exons: 7
Coding region: 874-1770 (298 amino acids)
Biological process (GO): 'de novo' IMP biosynthetic process
Cellular component (GO): cytoplasm; chloroplast
Molecular function (GO): phosphoribosylglycinamide formyltransferase activity
Source: RefSeq, a predicted model, not a curated record